AUGAAAAUCUCCAAGAAUCUGAGCAAAAAUCCAAGCCCCCAUCCCCGAAAAAGGACAAGCCCCGAGGGUCCCGGAGCGGUGGGGGGGCGGGGGAGACCGCGGACGGCGGACGGCGGGAGGGAGAAACAAAGCACAGAAUACCAGCGUCAUGGCGUCAGUGAGCUAAGCGACCGCGCGGGCGAAACCCAGGAGAGCGGGGAGCACACACGGCGUGGAGAAACGGCAUGCAAAGAUUUCGCGCCUCUCCCGCCGGCACCGCCCCCCAGCCCGCCCGUGGAAGCUCAGCCGGCACCGCGUCCCCACCGCCCCCUGAGCCUGCCGCCAUUGGCGCCGGCCCCGGCGCAUGGCACGGCCCCCGGCAGCCCCGGUCCCCACGGCAGCGCUGUUUAUCCCGCCGCGCCAGCAGCUGGCGCUUUAACCCCUUCAGUACCACCACCCUGCGAAUGUAUUUGUCCCUGCCCAUCCAGUGCCCAGAGGAGCAGAUGGACUUACAUAAAGGAACAAGCGUCAACAGCUGAUGAUUUGAAUUUGGUUAAAGCAUUUCCCGUAUUUUAUCACCCCAACAAUCACCCCGUCUGGGAACCAAUCCCCCUCCCAGUUCUGAAAGAUACAAAACAAGCUAUUACUGACUAUGGGUUAAAUUCACCUUAUGUGAUAAGGGUACUUGGUUCACUUUUUGCUGCUUACACAUUCACUCCAAAUGACAUAAGGGAUUUAAUAAGUGCUUUCUUCACUAAUAUGCAAGCAACACUUUUCCUAGACGAAUGGCAAACUCGUAUUCGCCAGCACGCCCAGCAAACCUCAGCAAUCACAGGGACCCCAGUCCUGGAGUCCUUUAAUAGACUUUUCGGAGUGGGACCUUAUAUUUCCAAUGAGGCCCAAAUCAAAAUUCCUAUGAAUGAAUCGGACAUUUCAAAAAAUCUAGCUUUCCAGGCUAUUCAAACCAUUGCUGAGGCUGCGGAACCUACACCUUCAUACACACAAGUACAACAAAAACCAACAGAACCAUUCAUAGACUUUGCAGAAAGACUAAAGAAAGCCAUUGCUAAACAAGUUAAACACCCAGAAGCUCAGGAUGCACUAUUUUUAAAGUUGGCUAUAGAGCAAUCUAAUGAUGAUUGCCAACAAAUACUAAGAACUCUUAGGGAUCCUACCCCUAUGGACAUGGUCAAGGCAUGUCGUAAUGUGGGGUCUAAUUCUCAUAAAGCAAGACUAAUAGCUGAAGCUUUAGCUGGACCACAAACCUGUUUUCACUGUGGUGAGACAGGACAUAUAAAAAAAAUCUGCCCACAAUUAACUACAAAGACUGAGCUUCCCAAGACGCCGUGCAAACGAUGUGGGAAAGGCAGACACUGGACUAAAGAUUGCCGCUCCCUUACUAACAUUUAUGGACAACUGCUACCCCCGAAAAAGUCACCAGACUUGAGGAGAAAAGUGACUUUUAAUUCAAUGCCAGAUCUUAAACAGUGCACCUGUGAACUGUCAAGAAACACGGCAGCACCCCCUCAACCGCGUUCCAUCCUGCAUAGCCCAUCCCUUCAACAAGUGCCAGGAAACCACAGCAAUCCCUGCAGUUCCCUUAUCACGUGAUCCCAAUCCUAAAUUCUCCCUUCUAACAUGUUCUGCUUACUUUCCAGGAUCUCAUAGUCCACAGAAGACCACUAUCACUAAGCUUUUAGACACCAUGGAGCAGUGGCAUCUCGGGCUGGAAACAAUUUUUAGCGGGGGAGUCUCUCAGCAAAUGCAGCUGUCCACUUGCUUUGAAAUUUUGCUUUGUCUGUUUGUUUUGUUACAAACUAUUUCUUGUAUCACAGCAUGCUGCAAGAAGGACUAUCACAACAGGCAUUUUUCAAACUAAUAAGAAAGGGUGAGAUGUAGAGAAGCAAGAUUCAUGAUGGGAACAGUUAAAAGCAUACAGCAAUUGGCAGGACUUUCAUAUGGACUUUACUGUUAUUAUGUGGUUUCUACACAGUGCACAACUGCACAUGCCCAGGCUUCCUCCUCCCCCUUUUGCCUGUGCCCUAUUCUGAUUUGCUCUGUCUGAUAGCCCACCCUAUGUUCUGCCCCCUUUUCCCUGGCGGGACGGUUAAGAAUCGGACACACGCCUGAAUAAAGAAUUCUGCUUGCACCCUU
Lepidothrix coronata (blue-crowned manakin) is the source of this 2133-nucleotide messenger RNA. Its product is annotated as endogenous retrovirus group K member 21 Gag polyprotein-like. The record is from RefSeq and is a predicted model, not a curated record. Bases 1 to 1590 code for a protein of 529 amino acids. Gene Ontology annotation, biological process: viral process. Lineage: Eukaryota; Metazoa; Chordata; Aves; Passeriformes; Pipridae. Gene Ontology annotation, molecular function: zinc ion binding; nucleic acid binding. The transcript has 2 exons.